This is a messenger RNA of Suricata suricatta (meerkat), 3700 nucleotides long. It is a transcript of the gene JMJD6, whose product is annotated as jumonji domain containing 6, arginine demethylase and lysine hydroxylase. Gene Ontology annotation, cellular component: cytoplasm; nucleus. Gene Ontology annotation, molecular function: P-TEFb complex binding; histone H4R3 demethylase activity. The record is from RefSeq and is a predicted model, not a curated record. The transcript is spliced from 7 exons. Gene Ontology annotation, biological process: phagocytosis. Bases 287 to 1531 code for a protein of 414 amino acids. Lineage: Eukaryota; Metazoa; Chordata; Mammalia; Carnivora; Herpestidae.
GUCGGCGCGUGUGAGGGCGGGCCCCGGAGGCGCCCAAGCCAAUGGCUCUCCGCGAGAGGCCGGGGGGCGGGGAAGACGGCCGCCGCGUGCCCAACCCGAGGCCCGGGAGGUGGUUGGGGAGUGAAUCUUCUGGAAGGUGGCUUUAAAGGUGCCGGGCCAGCGCGAAGGGCGUUUCGGUGCCGCCGCUGCUGUCGUCGCCGUCGCCCGGGCCGGGGAGGAGGCGCGUUGGAAGCAGGAAGCGAGCUGCGCUGAGGUCGUCGCGGUAGCAGCCGGUGACUCCCGCAGGAUGAACCACAAGAGCAAGAAGCGGAUCCGCGAGGCCAAGCGGAGCGCGCGGCCGGAGCUCAAGGACUCGCUGGACUGGACCCGUCACAACUACUACGAGAGCUUCUCGCUGAACCCGGCGGCCGUGGCGGAUAACGUGGAAAGGGCAGACGCAUUACAGCUGUCGGUGGAAGAAUUUGUGGAGCGAUACGAAAGACCUUACAAACCCGUGGUUCUGCUGAAUGCCCAAGAGGGCUGGUCUGCGCAGGAGAAAUGGACCCUGGAGCGCCUCAAAAGGAAAUACCGGAACCAGAAGUUCAAGUGCGGUGAGGAUAAUGACGGUUACUCAGUGAAGAUGAAGAUGAAAUACUACAUCGAGUACAUGGAGACGACUCGAGAUGACAGCCCCCUUUACAUCUUUGACAGCAGCUAUGGCGAACACCCCAAAAGAAGGAAACUUCUGGAAGACUACAAGGUGCCCAAGUUUUUCACUGAUGACCUUUUCCAGUAUGCUGGGGAGAAACGCAGGCCCCCUUACAGGUGGUUUGUGAUGGGGCCACCACGCUCUGGCACCGGAAUUCACAUCGACCCUCUGGGAACCAGUGCCUGGAACGCCUUGGUUCAGGGCCACAAGCGCUGGUGCCUGUUUCCUACCAGCACGCCCCGGGAACUCAUCAAGGUGACCCGCGAGGAAGGCGGGAACCAGCAAGAUGAGGCCAUCACCUGGUUUAGCAUCAUUCACCCCCGGACCCAGCUUCCCACCUGGCCGCCCGAGUUCAAACCCCUGGAGAUCCUACAGAAACCAGGAGAGACGGUGUUCGUGCCAGGAGGCUGGUGGCAUGUGGUCCUUAAUCUGGACACCACCAUUGCCAUCACCCAGAAUUUUGCCAGCAGCACCAACUUCCCCGUGGUUUGGCACAAGACGGUAAGAGGAAGACCAAAGUUGUCGAGGAAAUGGUACAGAAUCUUGAAACAAGAGCACCCCGAGCUGGCGGUCCUGGCAGACUCCGUUGACCUUCAGGAGUCCACGGGCAUCGCCUCCGACAGCUCCAGCGACUCCUCCAGCUCAUCCAGCUCCAGCUCCUCGGACUCCGACUCAGAGUGUGAGUCCGGGUCUGAAGGGGACGGGAUGACGCACCGCAGGAAGAAGCGGCGGACGUGCAGCAUGAUGGGAAACGGGGACACCACCUCCCAGGACGACUGUGUGAGCAAAGAGCGCAGCUCCUCCAGGAUUAGGGACACUUGUGGAGGCCGGGCUCACCCCUGAGCAGAUACAGAGACUGUCCCUGAGGUGGCUUCCUGUGUGCGCGGUUGGCGGCCGCCCGGCUCCGUCUUCACGUCCUCUGCUCCCUCCUUCUCCUCUGUCUUCUUUGAAUUUGGAUAAUCCUUCUCUGGUCCGAGCUUCUGUCUUCAGUCAAACGCUGUUUUCACUGCUUCCUAAGACUCGAUGGCCACGAACUUGAAACGCUCCCCAGGCUCGGCGAGACCCGAACACCAAAGGCCCGGGUGCCGCUGGGGAGGAGGUCUGCGCUGCCUCCUUUAAGCCGCGCUGCUCCACUUCGAGGCCCGAGGGCCGUGACCUGCUGAGCGUCUCCUGCGGCCGAUCCGUCGCCGGCCGCGUUGGUGCAGAACCUCCGCCGUCCAGGCACACAAGCGGGCCCUGAGCGGCGUGUGGACACAGACUUGUGUGCAAGCCAGUUAGAAGGGCCACACGGGUGCCCCCUCCCUGUCGGUCACCCUUGGUCGGGAGCCUGGCUCAGUGGCCGCGACCCAGCCGGGCGCGUGGCCCCCGCUCCCGGCUGUGAGCACUGUCCUGUGACGCCUUCCCUUCUCUCCGCCGUCAGAGCCUCUUGCGUCCCACCGGUGUCUGGGUGCAGGGUGUUUUGAGGGGGAAGGAUGACACGUCAGGGGUUUUGUGUGGGAACAGCGGGACAGGACAGGUGUUUGGUGUGUUCUUGUCACAGAGCGUAAAGGGUGCACGGGGGCCCCUUCUAACAGACGCAUCCUGUCCUUUCCUACCCCGUGGCCCAGGCCUUAGAGAUGCCAUGAUGAGCGUCCCUCUUUGACCAGCAGACAUUAGGCGGGUGGCUGGGGCUGCACGUCUGGAGUGCGUUCCCGUACGCUGGCUCUCAUCUUGGGAGCCGCCGGGCUUCUCGGUCGCUGCGGCAUGGAUGCUUGGGGGUCGCCCAGCCGGUCCCAUUGCCCUCGUCAUAAUCCGUCCCUAAGUUCAACUACCUUUAAAGUAAGAGGGGGCUUGUCAGGGACGUGCCCAGCAGGAGGCCCCGAGCAGGCUGCCCUCUUCCGGGUGGGAGUGCGGGCCAGGGUGUCAGCAGCCGAAAGAGCUCCCCCUGCGGUCUCCCGGACGAGCAGUGCGCACACGCGGCCCGGGACCCGUGGUGUCGCCUCCCCAGAUCCCCCCUGAACAUGGAUUCGAGCUGGGGACUCCAGGGCUCCUCUGUGCAGAGGCUGCAUUUUUAAUAGACUGGUUAUCGUUUCUGGAUGCGAGGUCGGCCACGUGGCUUUACUCCAGGAGGCCAGGCCCUGUUUUGUCUCAGUUUCCUGCGUCCUCAAAUGCCGAUCCAAAGAAGUGGCCGGACUGGACGGAGAACAUCCGCCACCGUCCUCAGUGUUGGCAGCUGUCACCUGCCCUCCUUUCCCCGCCACGGCUCAGGCAGCCCGGGCGCCAGGGUGUGCGAGGCUGUGAGUGACCUCAGACGUGACUUGUAAUCUGUUUGCAUUAGUACCUGAAUGGUGUUCCUCCUCCUCCUUUUUAAAAGUUUCUUGCCAUCUUCAAAAUGCUUUUUUCUUUUCCCCAGUAUUGCCACGGGGCCCUCUCCCCGUCCUCUCAAAUUCAUACCAACUGCCCUCUAACCUCCUUCUCGAGGAAAAACAAAAGCAAAAGGCUGUUUGCCGCCAGGGGGCAUGGUGGGACACGUUUGUCCUGCCUGGGACAGGGUAGUGUGAUUUGUUCCUGUUGACAGACAGCACUCAGAAAUAAGGGACCCAGCUCAUCUGACCCCAGAUUACACACUGUCAUUCGGCUCUCGCCGGCCCACAGAUGACCACGGGCCAGGCUUCGUUUUAGCCAGGCCCGGAUUCAGCACCUCUCACCCCACCCGUUAAACUGUCACCAUGGGCCAGCGAGCACCCCAGUAUGGAAAUAAAGCAGGGAUGGGGUGUGGGAACCGUGAGAAGGGAGUGGAGUGAUAGCCAGGCCCUCAGGACAAGGUAGAAGGUGGGGGCCAGGGGCCACCUGUUCUGAUGUUAACCCUUCUGCCCAGGUGGCCUGAGCUGCCCCUCUGUGUGCCAUCUGCGGCAGUGAGGCGGGGUACCGCGUGAAACUACUUCUAGGGAUUCUUGAACUUAAAACCAACAAGCCGGGUCCUGAACAAGGGCUCUUGGACCAGUAGCAGCUGAUAGGAGCAGGUGGAUGAAG